GGUAGAGCCGGCCCGUGGCCGCAGAGGGAGCACGGCGCGCGCGUACGAGCGGCCAGCCGGCUGCAUGGCUCGCUGCGAGCGGCUGCGUGGCGCGGCCCUGCGCGAGGUACUGGGCCAGGCGCAGGGCGUCUUGUUCGACUGUGACGGGGUGCUGUGGAACGGCGAGCGUACCGUACCCGGCGCCCCCGAGUUGCUGCAGCGGCUGGCGCGGGCGGGCAAGGCCACACUGUUCGUGAGCAACAACAGCCGGCGCGCGCGACCGGAGCUGGCGCUGCGCUUCACCCGCCUGGGCUUUGCGGGGCUGCGCGCUGAGCAGCUCUUCAGCUCAGCGCUGUGUGCCGCGCGCCUGCUGUGCCAGCGUCUGCCGGGGCAGCCCGACGCACCGGGCACUGUGUUCGUGCUGGGCGGUGAAGGGCUGCGCGCUGAGCUGCGUGCCGCGGGACUGCGCCUGGCGGGGGACCCCGGCGACGACGACACGCGCGUGCGCGCUGUGCUCGUGGGCUACGACGAGCACUUCUCCUUCGCCAGGCUGAGCGAGGCGUGCGCGCACCUGCGCGACCCCGACUGCCUGCUCGUAGCCACCGAUCGCGACCCUUGGCACCCACUCAGCGACGGAAGCCGGACCCCCGGUACUGGAAGCCUGGCUGUGGCAGUGGAGACAGCCUCAGGACGCCAAGCCCUGGUGGUGGGCAAACCCAGCCCCUACAUGUUCCAGUGCAUCACCGAAGACUUCAGCGUGGACCCCGCCCGCACACUGAUGGUGGGUGACCGUCUAGAGACCGACAUCCUCUUUGGCCACCGCUGUGGCAUGACCACCGUGCUCACGCUCACAGGGGUCUCACGCCUCGAAGAAGCCCAGGCUUACCUGGCAGCUGGUCAACAUGACCUUGUACCUCACUACUAUGUGGAGAGCAUUGCGGACUUGAUGGAGGGCCUGGAUGACUGAGCUCCCCUCCCCUACCCCAAUCCUGUAGAUGGGGCCUCCAGGCCAUGAGUCACAUUCAACACCAUGAGCUCCCUUGCACAGGUGCCUAUUCUCCAGUGAAGGGAAGCUGGGAUCCAGGAAGGUUUGUGGGCUAUCAUAACCCUCCCAGCAAUGGCUUGACACUACUGUUCAGAAGCUGCCCCCCCACAGCUUGAAGGUUCACCCUGGCCUGACCCCACCAGGUGGCCUUAUUUCUUGCCCUGUCUCCUCCCUUCUUGAACUAUAUAUGGGCCCUGAAGCCAAAUGAAAAUUUUCUCCAACCCUGAGUACUUAGGCUCCUCCCCUUCUCUGGGACCUCUAGUGCUCUGACCUAUGUCCUUGUUGACCAAUCAGAGGUGUAGGGAACUCCAGCCCCAUUCUUGGCCUUUGUCUCACAGCGGGCCCUUAGUGGACCAAGUAGCAGCAUAUCCUGGAGCUCCAAAGCAUCAAUCAGAAGGCUAAGUGACAUUGAUUGCUGGAUAUCCAUCAGGACCAUAACAAUCCACUGGCCUCUCAGAUCCCAAAUACAACAAUUUUCAAAGUCCGAAACACGGUGGCUUUUUGACAAUCCUGGCCUGACUGGAUCAGCCAAGGGAUCGGGUCCUAGCAGGGCAGGGUGAUGAAUGCCUGUACUUUUAUAGCACUUUGGAGGCUGAAGCAGAAGGAUUGCUCUGAGUUUGGUGAUUUGGGUUGCAGAGUGAGACCUCAUCUCAAAAAGAUCAACAGACCAACUUCAAAGUCAAGUUUCUUCAGGAACUGAUCGGUGGAAUGGCAAGGCUCCCACCAUAGUACUGUCCAGUGUUGAUGGUUGCCACAGCUUGAAAGGGGGCCCUCAUGCCCUACCCAUUGCACUCAGUGCUUGCUGUGCCGCCAUCUAGCUGCCCAUACCCAGCUAUUUAUUUGUUUUUUAUUGGUUGUGUACCAGUGGUGACGGGGGCCAGGCAGGAUCUUCCCGCCACCUCCACCCUUGUUGUAACCAGUCCUUGAACUUAAUAAAAUGUGAGUGGGA
This is a messenger RNA of Phodopus roborovskii (desert hamster), 1973 nucleotides long. It is a transcript of the gene Pdxp, whose product is annotated as pyridoxal phosphatase. Gene Ontology annotation, molecular function: pyridoxal phosphatase activity. Gene Ontology annotation, cellular component: cytoplasm. The record is from RefSeq and is a predicted model, not a curated record. The coding region runs from base 65 to 946 and encodes 293 amino acids. NCBI's taxonomy places the organism in Eukaryota, Metazoa, Chordata, Mammalia, Rodentia, Cricetidae. The transcript has 2 exons.